UGAGUCGCAAGCUUUGCCAUCGCCAACCAGUCCACACCCUAAGCCCAAGAAACCAAACAUUUCAAACGAAAUCUGUGAAAAACAUUGCCAAUUCUCAUACAAAGCAUGCAAAAAUCGCCACAUUUUGCACGCGAGGAUUCCCAGGAGCAUCUGCCCAGCCCACACAACACCGUCAACAUGAAGCGUCGCACUCUCGCUGGAAGCUGCGGCGUUGGCGUCUUCAUAUUUGCCUUCGCAUUCAUUGCGAUUGCCUUUGCAACGCCCAGUUGGUUGGUGAGCGAUUAUCGCAUAACGGGUGCGAAGCUGGACAGAUUGGGACUCUGGGUGCACUGUUUCCGUUCGCUACCCGACGUCAACGAUGACAGCCAGCGUCGCUUCUUCGUGGGCUGUCGUUGGGUAUAUGACCCAUUUACCAAAGGCUACGAUGAGAUACGUGGAUUCCUGCUGCCUGCCUUCAUGAUUGCCACACAGUUCUUCUACACGCUCACCUUCAUUGGCAUGCUGGUCAGUGCCAUUGCGGUGCUCGUCUUCUUCCUAUGCGCAGGACCAGAUCAGAAGCACUUCAUCAAUCUCAUUCGUGGCCUGGGCUAUGUGCUACUUGGCUCUGGGGUGAGUGCAGCAAUUGCUGUGAUUGUUUUCGCGGUAUUUGGCAAUCGCAACGGUUGGAUGCCGGAGCAUGCGAACAAUUGGUUUGGCUGGUCCUUUGUGGUGGCGUGUGUGGGAACCGUGCUCACCCUGGUGGCGGCCACGUUAUUCCUCACUGAGGCGCACGUGCAACAUCGCAAGCGUUUGCAGUUCAAGGAGUCACAGACACGCUUCGAGCUGGUGCGUGGUUAACCCACAAAUUGCUUUCCCUUUUUUUGCUAAGUGACAAUAAUUUUGGCAGCACACCACAACAACAGCAGCAAUAACUACUACAAUAACAAAAACAACACAUUCCGUCCCCACGUCACUGCUACAAAGAAUUCUCACCAUAUAAUUAAUUGUAUACUUAGUUUUAGUUUGGCCUAAACCAGCAGCUAGUUGAAUGUUUAUGCAAUUUGCCAGAGAACUUUCCGCAUAACACCUCCCCGCAAAAAGAGACUUUCAGUUGGUACUUAUGAAUCAUUCAAUCAGCACAGUUCAAUCAAACGACAAAAACAACGAGGCAAAACUGUUCUACCAGAAGACUGAAUGAAUCUGCAAUGUUUCUUCUCAACAACAUAGAAUCUAACGAAGCUCAAAUGAAUCAUUAUCGCGUGUAACAUCAAAUAUUUGCAUAAGAAAUUGCGCUCAAUUAACGCACAAUUACCCAGCCCUUGUCCCCCCGACAAUGUGACACCUUCUCCUCUGAAAUUGUUUUUAUUAUUUUGUAUGACGUCGCAAGCGCUUAGAAGUAACAGUAGCAACAAUUAGAAACACUCUCGUGCCUUAAUUAGACAUCGCUGCUAAAUAGUUCAUAGUGCCUUAAAUCAAAGUAUUGUUUAGCUUCUAAAAUACCUGAGAAUGCGCGUUGCGACGACAAACCGAUUGGAUUGCAUAAACUUCUACUAAUCAGUGCCUUAGAUAAGCAUGUCAUGUCCCAAAAUUAAUAAUGCUAAACAACAAAAUGUAACUUAGUUAAGCACAACGAAACGAUUAACGUCCAAUACACUUCUUAUAUUUAAGACA
Drosophila albomicans is the source of this 1650-nucleotide messenger RNA. RefSeq lists its product as uncharacterized. The transcript has 2 exons. Lineage: Eukaryota; Metazoa; Arthropoda; Insecta; Diptera; Drosophilidae. Gene Ontology annotation, cellular component: membrane; septate junction. The record is from RefSeq and is a predicted model, not a curated record. Bases 106 to 837 code for a protein of 243 amino acids. Gene Ontology annotation, biological process: septate junction assembly; regulation of tube size, open tracheal system.